Morone saxatilis (striped sea-bass) is the source of this 976-nucleotide messenger RNA. RefSeq names its product interleukin 2 receptor, gamma a (gene il2rga). Lineage: Eukaryota; Metazoa; Chordata; Actinopteri; Moronidae. The record is from RefSeq and is a predicted model, not a curated record. Gene Ontology annotation, molecular function: protein binding. The transcript has 8 exons.
AUGCUGAUCUGCUGGAACCUCUUCCAGGACAUUGUGGUGCGACAUGGUGAUGUGGACUGUUUGGUGGUGCAUCUGAAAUAUGUUCAGUCUUCUUAGAAUAAGCAGGGGACUCCGGAGGUCAAUUACACCUUCUAUGGCUGGUUCCAUUACCAAACAGCCAAAGAGUGCACCUCCUAUAUGUCAGAGAACGGCAUAAACACUGGAUGUAACCAGCACUAUGACUCCACAGACCGGUUCAAUACAUUUUAUACCAAACUGGUACAUGGCAACAACAGUUUUAAUACGAAGCAUGAUCUUAAAAAUAAAGUGAAGUUAAAUCCACCAGCCAACCUGACUGUCCAGAAUGACUCCAACUCUAACCUGUGGUUCUACUGGAACCAGACUCUUAGAAACUGUGUGGAUAGUGAAGUUCGCUUCAGGACCAAUAACAAGAAGUGGGAUACUUCUAGAGUCAGUACUGGGAAGCAGGAUUUCUGCAUCAAUUUGAUCUCCAGCAAUUCACAGUAUGAGCUGCAAGUGCGGAGCAAAAUGGGAAAUCUCUGUGGAGAGUCUAUAUCAGAGCAGGACAUCUCAUCCCAGUGGUCCCAAGCCAUCCCCCCGAUCUUUCAUGACGUCCAAGCACACAGGAUCAGGAUCAUCCUCAUCCCUGUGGUUCCCAAGCCAUCCCCGAUCUUUCAUGACGUCCAGGAUUGGUUUCAACUCUCUGAAGGCCUGAAAGAGAGUUCAAAGGCUAACUAUAAUGAGCGUGCCUGCCCUGUCCGUGAAUACUGCCAGGUCUCCCAGUCCGACAGCGAGAGCUCUGACAGCUCCACGUCCUCCGUCACCACCGACCAAACCGACUGCUCCGUGUCGGUCCCUGUGGACAAGUCAGACAUGUCUACCCCCUGCUCCUCUUCCACCUUCACAGUCUCAUCUGAAGAGGCAGUGCAAGUUCCCGUUUAAGAGGAAUCUCAGUCAGGGUUGAGUUUCCCAAAAC